Mixia osmundae IAM 14324 is the source of this 1592-nucleotide messenger RNA. RefSeq lists its product as uncharacterized. Gene Ontology annotation, cellular component: nuclear chromosome. Gene Ontology annotation, biological process: meiotic DNA double-strand break processing; reciprocal meiotic recombination; meiotic DNA double-strand break formation. Lineage: Eukaryota; Fungi; Basidiomycota; Mixiomycetes; Mixiales; Mixiaceae. The coding region runs from base 1 to 1542 and encodes 513 amino acids. The record is from RefSeq and is a predicted model, not a curated record. The transcript has 7 exons. Gene Ontology annotation, molecular function: DNA binding; DNA topoisomerase type II (double strand cut, ATP-hydrolyzing) activity; ATP binding.
AUGGUCGCUCGGAUGCUCAUGAUACUCUCGUCGUGCUUUCUCGCUCGCGUUCGAGCUGGUCUCGAUGUUGGGGCCGAUAGGCGACGAUACCUUACAGAGAAUGAUGGCGUUGUGGUUCAAGAGAAAUGGAUGAGCUUCUUGUGGAGGAAGCAGAGAACCAUAGGGCUUUUUGAUGACGUAGCAAAUACACAACGCGCAUGGCACAUCAUUCCCCAUGGCACACCGUUCCCCACGGCCGCCACCCUCCACAAGCCUCGCGAACGAAUGAACGCAGACGAUGAUGUAUUCAGCUUCAUCGAUGAUGAUAGUGAUGUGCUCGAUGAAUCCUCCGACGCACCUGGAAGCCCCGCGCAAGAUAUCAUCAGCGAUGAACCUUCACAGCCUACAUCCAUCAACACCACACUGCAAAGCUCUGCGAACACUUCCAUCGAUGCUAGAAUCGCAGAAGAUGAUCAUAAUCCUAAGGCCUCUGAGUUGAAUGCACUCGCGAGGCUUGCACUGCCUCUCAUGCAAGGUCUGCUAGACGAAACAGUCGACCAAAAUUCCGGCGUUCACACGACCCGAACUCUAUCGAUCACACUGAAAGACACGUCGAAUCGGUCUGGAGAGAGACACAUCAUGUACCCCAAGCAUGCGAGGAGUGCACGAGAUCUGACCAGUCUGCUGCGUCUGAUCGAACUAUCUAUGACCGCCAUGGACGACCGGCGCAUCGUCACAAAACGCGAGUUGUACUAUGCCGACCCGCAGCUUUUUCAGAGGCAGAAAACUGUAGACAGACUCGUCGAUCCGCUAGCACACACAAUUGAUCGAACUCGCUUUGACAUCAACAUCGUCGCAGCCGCCAAGGGUCUCUUCGCAGGUGCUCUCGUCUUGACCUCAAGCGAAGGCACAAUGCUAGAUGGUCGGGGCUCAACAACCGGCUGCCUGAUACCUCCCGCUGAGCUUGUCUCGUCCAUCGACAUUCUCAACGCGCGCUGGGUCAUUGUGCUAGAAAAAGAAGCCGUCUUUCGCUCGCUGGCCCAUCUACUUCCCAUGCUAGAGGCUGACCACGGUCCGGGCAUCAUUAUCACCGGUCGGGGCUAUGCCGACCUUGCCACGCGCUCGCUCAUCGCUCGCAUCUCGCGAGAAGAUCGCUUGCUUACCAUUGCUGCGCUAGUCGACGGCGAUCCGCACGGCAUAGACAUCCUAGCAUGCUAUCGUCAUGGCACGCUCAGACACAGUGGCAAAGCUGCUGAUCUUGUCUGUCCCCGGAUGAUCUGGCUCGGCCUGCGGCAGAAUGACCUCGACGAAUGUAGCCUCGUCAGAUGGCUGCCCUUGACCGAGCGCGACAGACGACUUGCGACUAGCAUGCUGGCACGUCCAACGCUCGACGAUGAGGUCAAGCAAGAGCUCAGUCGGAUGCUGUGGAAUCAUCGAAAGGCAGAGAUCGAAGCGAUUGAGGCCGCUGAAAACACAGGGAGCCUGUUGCAAUAUGUCAGCAGAAUGCUUGCCGGCUUGCUCAGCAGAGAAGUAGACGAGGCAGACGAGAUGAUGCUUUUUUGACUGAUCUCUUGCCUCUAAAGACUGCAUGCAUCUAAUUUUUGCUGCUCAUC